This is a messenger RNA of Dichotomopilus funicola, 1980 nucleotides long. RefSeq lists its product as uncharacterized. The coding region runs from base 1 to 1980 and encodes 659 amino acids. The transcript has 2 exons. NCBI's taxonomy places the organism in Eukaryota, Fungi, Ascomycota, Sordariomycetes, Sordariales, Chaetomiaceae. The record is from RefSeq and is a predicted model, not a curated record.
AUGGAUCCCGUUUUUGCCGUCAGCCGUGAAGAGUUACACGAUGUUCAAAUGGAGUUGAAGCGCAUCAAUCAUGUGCAGCAGAUGCAUACAGAGCGGCUACGGUCGCUCGAGAAACGACAGGCCGAUGACGCAGCGCUCAAAUCCGUCUGGAACUCCCCAUUUCCGAGUGUGCUUGGGGGCACGCCGCAGCACGGUCCUGUCCACAUGCCCGCUACUGAACUGAUAGACGACCUGGAUGACGAAGACACGAAUCUCUUGGGUAGCUUACAGAACCUGGACGCUGAGGAUGAACCGAUUCGAAGAGGGGUGGCUUCGCGAGCCAACAGUGUCCGGUUUGAUGUGAGCACCUUGCCAAGCACGAACAACAUCAGCGGCCACGGCACCCGACAUUCGGGGGAUUUCAGCCGUCCCGGAAGUGGGUUUGGAGGGCACCAGAUGGAACGGCAGUAUUCACACAAGUCAGAUGGAAGACACAGCUCGGCCGGGCACUCGGUGCAUUCGAUGCAUUCUGGUGUAUCGGGGCGUAUUAGUAGUCUUGGGCUGGACAAUGCGUCGAUGAUGGGUGACCACGACGGUGACUCACCACUAGAGAUGCCGGAACCACCACCUGGCGUGCACAUCCUCGGGGCUCCACCAUCAAUCAUCCGUUGUCUACUAACCACCAACUGGACGUCCGAUCUGGUGCUGUACGCCGUGGUGUGCACCGGGUCCCAGAAGUCGACGAUCGAGUACUCGUUGCUCAGAGAGCUCGACUUAACUAACAACAUCCAUCGGGAACUGGAUGGCACCCACAGCAUCUCACUCCCCGUAUUCUUGGUCGAGGCUCGUGUCACGCAGUCCAACUCGCGGUCCGCGAGCCCGGCACCGCGGCUUCCGAGCAUCACAGCAACGUUCGAGGUGACGGGCAUGGAUCAGCAAGAAUCCCCCGAGUCACGAGAGGCGGCUCGCGUCUUCAUUGGCAGCCACACGCUACGCUUGUACGGCGCCGAUAUUCUGCUCUCCCGCAAUCUCAUGACUCUCUAUGGCAGUGACCGCGACAAGCUUUCCGUCCCGUUUGUGCGGCCUGAGCGUGACGCCGUGUUCCGAAACAUCACCACUGCCAACAUCGUGCCCAACAAGCCGAAGCUGAACGCCUCUGCGCCCGAGUUUGUGACAGCCGAGAAAUCGGUCAAUGGUUCUGUCCACGAUUCCAAGGAAGGCGGGAUCUCGGUCCCCAAGUCUCUCUCGAGCGGGUCUGACGGGAUGUUCUCGCCCACGGCGGCCUCAAGUCAGCCAGCCAAGACAACAGCAACCACCAGCGCGGCAUCGGAAAGCGGGGGCGAGUUCGACAAGCACCUCCCCGAGCCCGCCUUACCACCACCACCACCCCCCGCCCCGGCAGAAAAACCCUUUGGAUCCAGCGAACCUCCUAAGCGUCGGGAUUCUAGCUCUGCUAUCCGCACGCCCUGGCGCCAGACCGCGGCGGCCCUUGGCGGUGACGCUAAUACACCGCUGAGCGGGUAUCAGCCAGCUGCGCGGCCCCGCAACAUGAAGGUUCUCAAAGCAUCCAAAUCCAGUGGCGGUAGCUCGACGGCGACGACCAAGACGGGCGCUGCGUACGAGCCCGCACCAGGGGCGCCCCGCAGCAGUGGAUCUACAAAUACCGAGCAGACGAAGCGCAAGCCACACUUGGCUGCCGAGGGUGGCCCGGCGGCUAUCAGCUGGGGCGGCAGCAACAGCGGUAGUAGCAAUACCAGCGGUAGUAUUGCGAAGCGAAGCGUGAGUGUCUCGGCUGCGGGCUUGGCCAGUCUUGGAGAGGGCAGACAGACGUCGUCGGCAAUAGGAGGACAUGGCCACCAAGACACGGCUGCGGUAGGAGUCGGCGGGAAGCCGCCGUUGGGCAGUACUACUACUCGACCGGGGAAUAAUCCGCUGGGAAGCGCGUCGGCGUUUUCGUGGAUAGCGCCGACGAAGCCGAAGCCGGGUGGUACGUCUGAGUGA